UUCCAGCCCCGGCCGGGCACUGAGGGCCUGGUGGUGCAUUCUGCACUCUCGGGCCUACUUCCCGGAGCGGAGGGACGCGGGGGCAGGGUUAGAACCCCAGGCUAACUUGCAGUCGUGGAGAGCGCACCUCUUACCCGGUUUGGGAGGAACUGCUGGCCUGAUCAUGGACCCAGAAUGCUCCCGGCUCCUCCCGGCACUCUGUGCUGUUCUGGCAGAUCCCAGACAGCUGGUGGCAGAUGACACCUGCUUGGAGAAACUGCUGGACUGGUUUAAAACAGUGACAGAGGCAGAGUCCAGCCUCCAGCUGCUGCAGGACCACCCCUGCCUCAUGGAGUUACUGUCCCAUGUGCUGAAGCCACAGGACGUGAGCCCCAGGGUCUUCUCCUUUGCUCUGCGCCUUGUUGGGAUCUUUGCGGCCCAGGAAGACUGUUUCCAGUACUUUCAGCAGGGGGAGUUGUUGCUGGGGCUUUUUGGGGAGACGGGUGCCCUCAGCUGGGCAGCCUGGCGCGUGCCCAGCGUGCGCAGCGGCUGGAUCCAGGGCCUGUGCUCCCUGGCACAGCACCCCAGCGCCCUGCACUUCCUGGCUGACAGUGGGGCCGUGGACACGCUCUUCUCCUUGCAGGGAGACCCCAGCCUGUUCGUGGCCUCUGCAGCCAGCCAGCUCCUAGUACACAUCCUGGCUCUUUCCAUGAAAGGUGGGGCGCCAGGGUCCCCCAUCCCAGAGUCUGUCGCCUGGCCUGUCUGUGCCCGGAAGAUUGUGAGCCAUGUAGAAGAGUCGUUACGUUCCAAAGCCACCCCGCAGGUCACACGGGCCUUGAAUGUCCUGACUACCACCUUUGGGCGCUGCCAUAGCCCCUGGACAGGGUUCCUCUGGGAACAGCUAAGUCCCCCUGUCGCCAGCCUGUUUGAGAGAGACCCCAUUCCAGCUGUGCACUCGCUCAUGGACCUCCUUCUCAGUGUAGCCAGGUCUCCUGUAUUCAAUUUCGCAGCCUGUGGCCUGUGGGAGAUGAUGGCACAGACUCUGAGGCGCCUGAGCCCCACACAAGCUGGGCCUCUAGCCCUGGGGACCCUGAAACUUCAACACUGCCCCCAGGAACUGAGGACCCAGGCCUUUGGAGUCCUCCUCCAGCCCCUGGCCUGUAUCCUGAAAGCCACCACUCAGGCCCCUGGACCUCCAGGCUGGUUGGCUGGGACUGUGGAUAGCCCACUGACGGUGGACGUACUCUUGUCUUCUAAGUCGGCCUGUGUGGGCCUCCUCUGCCAGACUCUUGCCCACCUGGAGGAGCUGCAGGCUCUGCCCCAGUGCCCCUCACCCUGGCCACAGGUGCCCCUGCUGCAAGCUGCGGUCACCAUAUUGCGUCUCUGUGAUGGCUCGGCGGACCCUAGCUCCAGCGUGGGAGGCCGUCUCUGUGGGACUCUGGGCAGCUGUGUUCGUGUCCAGCGAGCAGCCCUUGACUUCUUGGGGGCACUGUCUCAGGGGACGAGCCCUGUGGAGUUGGUGCUGGAGGUAUUUGCUGUCCUCCUGAAGACCCUUGAGAGCCCGGAGUCCAGCCCCACGGUCCUAAAGAAGGCCUUCCAGGCCACACUCAGGUGGCUCCAGAACUCCCACAAGGCCCCCGGCUGCUCUGAUCUCAGCCCUGAUGCCCUGCUCUUCCUCGGAGAGCUGUUCCCCAUACUACAGAAGCGCCUGUGCAGCCCGUGUUGGGAGGUGAGGGACUCGGCCCUGGAGUUCCUGACACAGCUGCUCCGACAGUGGGGAGGUCAGGCUGACUUCAGGAAGGCACUGCAUUCCUCCGAAGUGCCGGCGCUCGCCUGCCAGCUCCUCCAAGACCCUGAGAGUUACGUCCGCGCAAGCGCGGUGGGUGCCGCAGGGCAGCUGUCCAGCCGGGGUCUGCAGGCCGCUCCCGCCAGCCCCGAGGACCCGCAGGCCCAGCAGGGCCUGCUCACGGACCUCAUGCAUAUCCUGUCCACGGACUCCGAGGGCUUUCCUCGGAGGGCUGUCUUACGGGUCUUUACCGAGUGGCUGAGGGACGGCCAUGUCGACGUGGUUCGAGACACAGAGUGGUUUGUGGCCACCGUGCUCCAGGCAGUGAGCCGGGAUCUGGACUGGGAGGUGCGAGUGCAGGGCUUGGAGCUGGCGUGGGUGUUUCUCGCCCAGGCGAUGGGCCAGCCCAGCCUCCACUGCCCCUAUACAGUGGGUCUGCCCGGAGCCACCUCUCCUGGCCCACACCUGGAAUUCUUGCAAACUCUCUGCCGUCUGCCACUCUUUGAGUUUGCCUUUUGUGCCUUGCUUGACUGCGACCGCCCGGUCGCCCAAAAGGCCUGCGACCUGCUGCUCUUCCUGAGGGACAAGACAGCUUCCUGCAGUAGCCCCCAGGAGGCCGGGGACAGCCCCAGCUCGGUCUCAGUGGAGGCUGCCCUGCAGAGGUGGCAGGAAGGUGAGCCGGGCCAGCCUCUAGGGGACCUGGAGCCCGAGGCCAUGCUCGCCAUCCUGCGUUCUUUGGACCUGGAGGGCCUGCAGGGCAAGCUGGCCCAGAGCAGUGACCACGUGGAAAAGAGCCCACAGUCCCUGCUGCAGGACAUGCUGGCCACGGUGGGUGUGUUAGAGGAGAAUGAAGUUGACUGCUACUAAGGCCAGCUGCUUAAGAGACACCCUAAGGACAGACAGAGUUCCCACAUCCCACAUUUUAGCCAGGUACGAUUAACACACCUGUGGCCGCAGGGUUUAGAAGGAGAAUGGCGAGUUCCCGGCCAGCCUGGACUAGAUAGCAACCCUGCUUCAAAAAAACCAAGAAAUCAAAUCUAAAGAAAAACUCGCUGGGCGAUGGUGACACAUGCCUUUAAUCCCAGUGCUGGGGAGGCAGAGGCAGGUGGAUCUCUUGAGAUCAAGGCCAGCCUGGUCUACAGAGGGAGUUCCAGGACAGCCAGGGUUACACACAGAAACCCUGUCUCCAAAAAGCAAAACAAAAAAGAAAUGAAAAAAAAAAAAAAAAAAAAAGCAAAACAAAAAACCCCUUUGCCUCGUGUGUGUGCAGAGGUGACCCCACUUUUCUCAGGUGCUGUCCACCUUGUUUUUUGAGAAAAGGCCUCUCACUGGGACUUGGUCCUCACUGAGGAGGCUUGCCUGUGAGCUCCAGGGAUCCUGUCACCACCUCCCCAGCACCGGAUUAUAAUACAGCAGCACCAUGCCUGGAUUUUUACAUGGGUGCUGGGAUUUGAACUCAGGUCCUCAUGCUUGCAUGGCAAGCACUUUACCCACUAAACCAUCUCCCCAGCCCCACAAAGUCCUACUUCCCUUGUUAUUAAAGAAGUGGUUUGUUGUCUGCUCAAAA
Messenger RNA from Psammomys obesus (fat sand rat), 3332 nucleotides. It is a transcript of the gene Brat1, whose product is annotated as BRCA1 associated ATM activator 1. Gene Ontology annotation, cellular component: nucleus. Gene Ontology annotation, molecular function: protein binding. Bases 164 to 2632 code for a protein of 822 amino acids. Gene Ontology annotation, biological process: cell population proliferation; positive regulation of protein phosphorylation; DNA damage response. The transcript has 14 exons. The record is from RefSeq and is a predicted model, not a curated record. NCBI's taxonomy places the organism in Eukaryota, Metazoa, Chordata, Mammalia, Rodentia, Muridae.